Messenger RNA from Electrophorus electricus (electric eel), 2835 nucleotides. RefSeq names its product sphingosine-1-phosphate receptor 3a (gene s1pr3a). Gene Ontology annotation, molecular function: sphingosine-1-phosphate receptor activity. Gene Ontology annotation, cellular component: membrane. Lineage: Eukaryota; Metazoa; Chordata; Actinopteri; Gymnotiformes; Gymnotidae. The record is from RefSeq and is a predicted model, not a curated record. Gene Ontology annotation, biological process: G protein-coupled receptor signaling pathway.
AGAUGACCUAUGGCUCCCAAACUGGAACAUCAGCGUAAAGUCAUCAUUUUUAAUUAAAACAUAAUAAGUCAUGUUGAUCAAAGAACAGAGUGUUGUAAGUCGAGGGUCUUGGCUUGCCAUCAUGGAAAAUGUUUUGUGAAGCCAAGAUAAAGUGAGGUACCAGCAAUACAAAAACAAAGAAAUCUUUUUUUUUUUCUCCCACGGACAUCAUUUGUUUUUGUUUUGAACUCAGCUUAAAGGCAUCGCCGUGUUUUUCUUUCGGCGUGUCCAAAAAGUGCAGUUCCAGCUCACUCGAACAGGCCAGAUAAAGAACAGGACCUUUAUAAACUAUCAAUAAACCUCAACUAAAAAUUCAUUAAACGUUACGAAAUAGCAUGAGAGUCAUGCUCCACGAGUGUCGUGACAUCCUAUAGAUGAAAUUCCUGUUAAAAAUAUAAUUGAGAAACAAACCCCCCCCCCCCUUCAAACGGUGCGAGGCGUCGGGGCACGCAAUGUUCCGCGUGCACGUGGGUGGAAGUGCAACUAAAAACAAAAACUCCACCAGUUGCCCAGACACGUGCGGGCUUUUGAAUAAUCUGCACUUAACUCCAGCCUCCGCCCGGGGCAGCUCGCUGCGCAGGUACCGAGGGACGAUACGAAGACGACACGAAGGUUAUUUCGUGCAGUGACAUUAAAAUCCUGCACACGCAACACUGACAAAAUCGAUGUUUAGAAGACAUGGCUUGGAGCAGACGGCGAAGAUUAGUGAUGUAGUCUGCUGAAGUGAGCACUGACAUAUUUUUUGGUUUGAAUAUUUUAAACACUAAGAAUCAAUCAAGCAACUACAAGACCAAGAUGGAGUUUUCCCUGCAUUGCUCGAGGUGGCAUACCUAACAGAUCCCCACCACAAUUAUGUCUGAGGCAUCUCGCUGGAAUAACGUUAUCCACACACAGACGUCCUCUGCUGUUUGAAACGGGAAUCGCCGGUAGAAUGGACCUGGAACCGGGGAUGAACCGGAUAAUCGUGACCCACUACAACCACUCGGGAAAGUGGGCUCGACCGAGGAGCAGCGACGUGUGCAAGACGGCCAUGCUGCUUGUCGUGUGCGUGCUGAUCGUGCUGGAGAACGCGACGGUGCUGCUGGCGCUGCGUUGGAACAAGCGCCUGCACGGCCGCAUGUACCUUCUCAUCGGCAACCUGGCGCUGUCCGACCUGCUGGCGGGCGCGGCCUACGCCGUCAACAUCUUCACGUCGGGCAACCGCACGUACUACCUGACCCCGGCGCAGUGGUUGGCGCGCGAGGGAAGCGUGUUCGUGGCCCUGAGCGCGUCCACGUUCGGCCUGCUGGCGGUGGGCGUGGAGCGCCACGCCACCAUGGCCCGCGUGCGCCCGUGCGAGGCGGGGGGCCGCGGGCGCCUGCUGGCGCUGCUGGCCGCCUGCUGGGCCAUUUCGCUCCUGAUCGGCGCACUGCCCAGCUUGGGCUGGAACUGCCUGGAGCGGCUGCCGGAGUGCUCCACCGUGCUGCCGCUCUACGCCAAGAGCUACGUGGCGUUCUGCGUGAGCGUGUUCAGCGCGCUGCUGGCGGCCGUCGUGGUGCUGUACGUGCGCAUCUACAGGCUGGUGAAGUCGAGCGGGCGGCGCGUGAGCUCGCGGCCGUCCGAGCGCUCGCUGGCCCUGUUGCGCACCGUCGUCAUCGUGCUGGGGGUGUUCGUGGUGUGCUGGGCGCCCCUCUUCCUGCUCUUGCUGCUGGACGUGGGCUGCGAGGCCGAGCGCUGCUCCGUGCUCUACCGGGUGGACUGGUUCAUCGCCCUGGCCGUGCUCAACUCCGCCCUCAACCCGCUCAUCUACACGCUGACCAGCCGCGAGAUGCGCGCCGCCUUCAUGCGGCUGCUGUGCUGCUGCUGCUGCCGGGCGGCGGCGGACGGCGGCGGCGGACGGCACGGGGCUCCGCCCCUCCCGGAGACCGCCUUCCCCACCGCCGAAAACUCCAGCAUCGUGGGGACGGGGGGCGGGGCGAACAGGUUCAAUUCGAUGAAGGGCGGAGCGUGCAUCCCGGCUGACCCCUGCCGACAAACGGAGGACGCCUCCGUUCCCGCCUUUACCCACCCGGACCUCCUGUCCGUGGUGCUGGUCAAGGCCGGGAGGCUGCCUUCGCUGGGCAAGUUCUGACAUGUUCGUCGGACUCAUCGGAUGCUUCAGGACGGAGCAGACAGAAGGGGUCGGGACCGGGGCGCUCUCGACUGCUGGGUAUGUGCGGCAGUGGAUUUACGUGUUGACCAGCAGUUGCUGAACUUCCAUCAGCCUCUAAGUGUUUUCAUUUAGGCGAAGCUGCUCGGCGAGAACCGAAACAUACGGGUUUGCUUCCAGUGAGCUCACUAUAUUUAAUAUGAACUACCUAACGGACCUAACAGACAAGGAGAGACACACAAAUCUAGGAGUACGAGUAUAACUCAGUAGGUCGGAAGUGGUACGGAAGGCAUUAUCUGUACGGAAGGCAUUACCUUGAAAUAGAUAAAGAAUGUUUGUGUGAAAUACAGCAUAUGCACAAACGUCUACUCAAAUUAAUUCUGUGGUUUAAUGUCCAUUUCUUGUAGCUGUUAAAUAACACUAGACGUCUAAGGUACAUUAAAAAAAGAGCCACUACAUAUAGCCACUCCAUAAGAAUUUAUUAUAUAGCCUUAUUUAUAUUCUAAUACCAUUCCAGUGUUGCAUUGUAACUGUGUGUGUGUGAGUGAAAUACCUUGCCAUCCUGCUUUUAAUGUUGCUGCUUUGUUCCUAUCCGGACAAAAGCAUCAUUUAGAUUUCGCAGAAGCUCAUAUUACACCUGGUGAUUAAAGUGGGCAUGGUUAAAGUUA